AACCGGCGUCUCGUAUUAUCUGUGUCCUACUGGCUUCUGUACUUCUGUAGUUUUGUACUAAUCUGUCACAUCAUUGAUGAAUGAUGAUCGUCAUCGCACUAAUGUAAAUACCUGUGUAUAGGUGUUUAGUAUUUUGAUUUUAUUCGUCUUAAUUCUCAACGCGUCAUACCGCAAUAAUUAAACAUGAAUAGCGGCAUGCUAUAUGGUGGAGACGAAAUUGGGGCUUUGGUGUUCGACUUGGGGUCACAAUCGUUUCGUAUCGGUUAUGCCCAAGAAGACACACCAAAAGCAGAAAUACCUGCAGUGGUCGGUGUCUCGAGCGAUGGUACAGCGGACACUAGUAUGUUAGAACCUGGUGCUAAACAAAGCAAUCGCAUCAACGAAAACACCAAACAUUUCAUUGACAUUAACUCAUUGUGUGUCCCUCGAAAAGGUAUGGAAGUAGUAAGCUAUAUGAAAGAUGGCAUGAUCGACGAUUGGGAUUUGUUUGAGAAAAUAUUGGAUUACUCUUACUCAAAGUGCUUGCAAACAGAAUCACAGUAUCAUCCGGUAUUAUUUACCGAGUCGCCAUUGAAUAUCAGAUCUAAAAGAGAAAAAUUGGUUGAAUUAAUGUUUGAAAAAUAUAAUGUGCCGGCCACUUUUCUGGGAAAAAAUGCUGUAUUAGCUGCAUUCUCUUGUGGUCGCUCUACUGGUAUUGUGGUAGACAGCGGAGCAACACAUACUUCUGCUAUCCCUGUACAUGAUGGUUAUGUUAUACCUAGUGCUAUUGUCAAAUCUCCUUUAGGUGGAGACUUCAUUAGUAUGCAAUGUAGACAGUUCCUAAAAGAUAAUGAAAUUGAAGUGGUCCCACAUUAUAUGGUUGCACAGAAAGAACAGGUUAAAGAAAAAGAAAAGCCAAUAUGGACUAAGAAACAUACCCUCCCCGAAGUAACAACUUCAUGGCAUAAUUAUAUGUGCAAAGCAGUUAUUCAAGAUUUAAAGCAUUCUAUAUUGCAAGUAUCUGAAGGUCCAUAUGAUGAGAGAAUAAUAUCGGCUCUUCCGACUUCUCAUUUUGAGUUUCCUAAUGGCUACAAUCAAGAAUUUGGCAACGAAAGAUUCAAAAUACCAGAAGCCUUAUUUGAUCCAAGUGCUAGUAUGGGUGGUUCUAUGUUGGGCGUGAGUCAUAUUGUUACCACUAGUGUUGGAAUGUGUGAUGUGGAUGUAAGGCCAGCCUUAUAUAAUAAUGUUAUUGUCACUGGAGGAAAUUCGUUUUUACAAGGUUUCCCAGAAAGAUUAAACCGAGAUCUUUCUGCUCGUAUACCAGCUAGCAUGAGAUUGAAAUUGAUAGCACCUAAUGGAUCCACUGAAAGAAGAUUUGGUGCUUGGAUUGGAGGUUCAAUAUUAGCAUCUAUUGGAACUUUUCAACAAAUGUGGAUCAGCCAUCAAGAGUUUAAAGAAGGAGGAAAAAGUCAAAUUGAUCGCAAGUGCCCAUAAUAGAUUAUUAUUUUAUAUAAUGAAAUUUUUAUACAUUUACUUGUAGUUUUAUAGUAUGUAUUUUAUAUUUUUUCUUUGUAUGAUAUUGGAUGUCUUAUCUGAGGAUUACACUAUCCUUAAGUUAUUUAUGAUAAACAAAUCGAAUCUAAAUUUAAUGUUUAUAUCUAAAGACCUCAUCUGAUGCGUUUAACAAAAAAAAAAAAUGUAAUAUUUUUUUAUUAUUCUGUGUAUUACAUGUGUAUAUAUGUACAAUAUAUAAUGUUUAAAACUAAAAUUGUUAUGGACAUACAUCAUAGGUAUCCAUUUUUCAUCAGGAUAACAAAUGUAUUUACAUUUUUCUUUUAUUAGACUUAUAUCAACUUUUGUUUUAACAGUAUAUUUUCAUUUCAAUUUUGACACUGCUUACAGUUUAAAUAAUUAAAUAUGUUCACACAUUUAACUAUAACAUUUUCUUUUCAAUUCUUAAGUGAAUUUUGUUAUAGAUAAAAUUUAUUAUACUGUAGGACCGCCAAUUGAUAAACAAAUUGAGUCUCAAAUUCACAUUUUAUAUUUUUAUGUUGUAGACAUCAAUAAAUCAUUGAAUAAAUAUGUUUAAUCAAUGUAAAUGUAAAAAAAAAUUAAAUCAAAUAUUUUUAUAUUUUUUUAAGUACAUCAAACAAUAAUAAAUAAUUUACA
Messenger RNA from Myzus persicae (green peach aphid), 2148 nucleotides. Its product is annotated as actin-like protein 6B. The transcript is spliced from 6 exons. Bases 184 to 1473 code for a protein of 429 amino acids. The record is from RefSeq and is a predicted model, not a curated record. NCBI's taxonomy places the organism in Eukaryota, Metazoa, Arthropoda, Insecta, Hemiptera, Aphididae. Gene Ontology annotation, cellular component: NuA4 histone acetyltransferase complex; SWI/SNF complex. Gene Ontology annotation, biological process: nervous system development; regulation of transcription by RNA polymerase II. Gene Ontology annotation, molecular function: chromatin binding.